Molecule: messenger RNA, 225 nt
Organism: Haemonchus placei
Lineage: Eukaryota; Metazoa; Nematoda; Chromadorea; Rhabditida; Trichostrongylidae
Source: the annotation of a GenBank genome assembly
AUGUCAUGGUACCUAGUUUAUCUUACACCAAGAAUUUGUUUCACCGCACUGGCAUACGCCGAUGCCACCGCACUGGCAUACGCCGAUGCCACCGCACUUGCAUGCGCCGAUGCCACCGCACCGGCUUCCACCGCUGCUUGUCCCAAGCUAGUCGGAGAAGCCGAUAACACGAUGGCUACCGUGCAAGACGGAUUCUUGCCACACGCCUGGCAGCGGCAAAGAUGA